AUGGAUACAGGAUAUAGAGGUCGAGGAUAUACACCAUUUUUUGGGUCGGGGUUGAAGUUUGACAGAUCGGAUUAUAUUAGGUUCAAAUUAAAUAAGCAAGAGGACAACUCCUCAAAGUUUAAUGAAAUAAUAAGCACUCAUUUUCAAGACAAAAUAAAAUUUUUCUCAGACGCCUCAAAAGAGAACUUUAAUGUUGGUAUUGGUGUUGUCUGCCCAGACCUUAAAAUAGAGAACACAUACAGAAUCGCUAAGUUUGCCACAAUAUACACAGGAGAGAUGGUAGCGAUAAUGAAAGCCCUGGAGCUGAUUGAGACAAGAAACACAUAUAAUUCAUUAAUAUUAUCAGACAUCCAAAGCGCCCCCAAAGCAAUAAGCUCCAUACCCGCAUACAAGGACGAUCAUAUAACUUAUUCAAUCAAGAAGAAGCUAAUAGGACUAAAAGAAGGUGGAUUCAGUAUCUCCUUGGGAUGGAUAUCAAGCCACACCCACAUAAAAGGUAAUGACAGAGCAGAUUACAUGGCUAGAAUAGGAAGACGGAAUGGACAGAAUGUAAAGAUUAAAUGUUGGUACAAAGAAUUUUAUCCUGUAUUGAAAGAAAAAUUCUGGGGGACGUGGUUGGAACGAUGGAAGGAAGAUUCAAGACAGAAAGGAAGGCUGUAUGCAGAGCUGAUUGAAAAACCAUACAAAUACUCUUGGUUCGGUACUUUAGGUAAUAUAUCAAGGAAGAAAAUCACGACAGUCAUUCGCAUAAGAAGCGGACAUUGCCUCACCCCAGUUCAUUUACAUCGAAUCAGAGUCAAAGAUGACCCAAGAUGCCAAUGCGGCGAAGAGGGCACGUUAAAUCACAUUUUUUUUCAAUGUCCAUUAUAUCCAGAACAAAGAGAAACUCUGUACAAAUCAAUCACCAACCAUUAUAAGUUCGCCCCGCAUGAUUAUACCUCCUUAUUGCAUGCGAGUCUAGCCUUAAUCGAAUAUACCCAAUACAGACACUCAACCAAAGAAGAAGACCUGGACUACCUUUCCAGGGUACAAGACAAAUAUUCAAGAGAAACGACAAACGACCUCGAGUCGGACGCUUUCACGGGCUUCUCUUGUCUUAAAUUGAAGAUAGGAGACACAUCACCUGGCCGUAUAGUCCUGGAAGCUUAG
Molecule: messenger RNA, 1149 nt
Organism: Sitophilus oryzae (rice weevil)
Lineage: Eukaryota; Metazoa; Arthropoda; Insecta; Coleoptera; Curculionidae
Exons: 2
Coding region: 1-1149 (382 amino acids)
Molecular function (GO): nucleic acid binding; RNA-DNA hybrid ribonuclease activity
Source: RefSeq, a predicted model, not a curated record